Messenger RNA from Mytilus trossulus (common blue mussel), 3752 nucleotides. RefSeq lists its product as uncharacterized. The record is from RefSeq and is a predicted model, not a curated record. Lineage: Eukaryota; Metazoa; Mollusca; Bivalvia; Mytilida; Mytilidae. The coding region runs from base 72 to 3278 and encodes 1068 amino acids. The transcript is spliced from 7 exons.
GUCUAAAUAUGUACAUAACGUUUUCAUAAUUAAUUACCUUAAUUAUAUUUCUUUUCACAUUAUGAUACAAGAUGAGAACUAGUUUUAUUUAUAUUUUGAUAAUUGUAAUUUCAAGAGCAACAUCACAGUGGCAUAGACCAUAUCAACAAUCGUGGCCUACUCAUCCUCCACAAACAGGACUACAACAACAACAGUGGAAUAACCCCUCGCCAUAUUGGAAUAAUCAACACCAACAAUGGAACCCACAUACAGGAUCAUUUCAUCAUGUUGCUCCUGUUACCACAACAGCUAUAGUUCCAACAACAGAACCACCAGAUAACCCACCACCAGCAAAAGUUGUAGUUGUCCAAGCCCCACUAACCUCUAAUCAAUGGCAAAACCCAGGAUGGUUCUCUCCUACAAACCAAUUUCAGAAUGGAUGGGGACAAACACCAGGUCAUAUGCACCAGCCAACAGUGAUAUUAAAUAGACCAGCACAGAUACAGCAACAACACAUGACACAUACACAACCCAACCGUAUGAAUAAUCAACAACUUCCCCAAUGGGGACAACGACAUCAACAGCAAUCACAGUGGCAACAGCCUAGACCACGCCAAAAUCCCACAUGGGAUACAUCAAACCAUCAAAAUUGGUACCAACAUACUAAUCAACCUGCAUGGCAACCAACUACACAACAAACACCUGUUCAUCGGCGUCCUUCAUGGCCGCAACAAGGACAACGAAAUAGAAAUAAUCAAAAUAAUCAACAUCCCCAAUUUAGCUGGCAACCUAAUAAUCAUCAACGACCUACAGCGGUCCAAAGAGUCCAAUCACAGCAACAUAGACAACCACCGCCGCAACAAAGACAACCCCCACCACAACAAAGACAAAACCCUCCCCAAAGUCAUCAUAUGCAACCACAAAGAUCACACAUCAGUGUUGACCAAAAUCAUCAUCAGAGAUUACCAGAUACACCAACAUAUCAUGACAAUAAUGGUGUACAUCAGAAUGAACCGCUUCAUGGAAAUCAUCAACAUAAUAAUCCCCAUGAAUACAGAAGUACUACGACACAAACUCCUUAUUUAGAACAAAAUGCUUUACAGUCCCCGGAACACCAAUUAGCAAAAACAACAACAACUCAUCCCGAUAUUCCUGCAGAAAGAGAUUAUUACAUUCAAUCACAGCUAGGACCACCAGAAACGCAGACAAGUGAUCCAAGCAUAAGAGUACAUAAACAUCUUACUAAUGAUGCUAUGAAUCAUCCACCAGUAUGGCCAGUGGAUCCGAAUGAACACCAAACAACUACUGCAACCUAUCAUCCAAAUGAUGCCCAUCAUCCUGGUCACGAUCCGAGAUAUGACCCUUCUUUAAAACAAAAAGCACAAACGGAACCUUAUAGAGAACAGCACAACCACCAGCCUCAUUUACCAUAUAACCAUGAACCUUCUCAAAAACACACCAAUACUGCGACUUCUUCACCUGUCCAUCCAGCACAGGAUAUAAGACAACCGCCGCCUGCGCAGUCACCGCAAGAUACAGGAUCACAGUUGCCUCCUGGCAGACAAGACACAAAAUCACCUGUAUUUCAUUACCGUACAAACAAAAUUGAAUCAACGCAACCUCCUCACCAACAAGAUGACAUUGGACCACCAUUAUCUGCUUAUCCACCAAAUGACUUAGGAUCACAACCGACUCAUCAUCAACAUGACACGAGAGCACCACUGCCUGCUCAUCCACCACAUGCCAUAAGACCACAACCGGCUCAUCAGCAACAUGACAUUAGACCACCAUUACCUACCCAUCCGCUACAUGACGUAGGAUCACAACCGACUCAUCAUCAACAUGACAUGAGACCACAAUCGCCUAUUCAUCUGCCACAUGACGUAAGACCACAACCGGCUCAUCAGCAACAUGAAACGAGACCACCAUUACCUACUCAACCGCCACAUGACGUAGUACCACAACCGACACAUCAUCAGCAUGACAUGAGGCCAAAAUUGCCUACCUAUCCACCACAUGACGUAGGACCACAACAUACGCAUCAGCAACAUGGCAUGGGUUCACAAUCGCCUACUUAUCCGCCGCAUGAUUUAAGAUCACAACCGACGCAUCAUCAACAUGGUAUGGGACCACCAAUAUCUGCUCAUCCACCAAAUGACGAUGGAUUGCAACCGACCCGUCAACAACAUGUCAUAGGACCGCCACUGCCUACUUAUCCACCCCAUGGCGUAGGGUCACAUCCAACCCAUCAACAACAUACAAUGAGACCACCAUUUCAAACUCAUCUUCCACAUGUCGUAGGAUCACAACCGACGCAUCAGCAACACGACAUGGGACCACCUAUACCUGCUCACCCACAUCAGCAUGUCAGGUCACAACCUACGCAACAUCAUCAUAACUUGGGACCACCAUCACCUGUGCAUCCACCUCAUGACACAGCCUCGCAAUUUUCUCAUAAUCCAUAUGAAACAGGACCACCGUUACAACCUCAUUCACCACAUUACAUAGCACAACCAUUACCUCCUCAUCAAUCACAUGAAAUAGGUGCGCCGUUACCUACGCAAACACCACAGGACACACAAUCAUUAUUUGGACUUCCUCCAAGUCCAUUGAAGCACGUCAAACCAGAUGUGAUCGUAACCCCAUCAGAGUUGAAGUAUGGAGUAACACAUCCCGAUGGUUCUAUCACAGAAGAAAUGUAUACCCUCGUGGCUUCUCGUGUUCAACGUAUAGUAUCAUAUACUACAGAUUUUCUCCAUAUAAUGACUUCUUACAUCUUGUUUGAUAGAAACAGGAGGACAUUUGGGAUGCGAUCAAAACGUAUUCGGGAUAUCUGUUAUGCUGGUAUGCUUGAUCAAGAUUUGGUGGAUUCUUAUAAAGUUGUAGUCAAUAAAACACAGCAAGUUGUCUAUCCACAUAUAGAAGGAGUAUCUAAGGUAUUUUUCUACAAAGAGGAGGAACAGAUUUUAUUCAGCGACGUGUUACGGGAAGCGGGUCAUUACGUGGCAGGUUCAUGUGGCCGUGAUCCCUUUAUAUUUAGAGUGUCAAGAAUAAAAAAUCCUGAUAUUCAUGUAGGGAAUAAACUGAUACCAGGUUCAGCAUGUCCAUUUGGACCACCAUAUCACCAAGAUUACUACAGUAUUGCUCGCUGUAUUAACGCAACGUGUCCAAUGAGUUAUAGCUGUAAUACACAUUAUGACGUGUGCUGUCCUGACAUGCCAGUGUCAACAAAUUGCUAUUCGUUUUCCAUUGGCCAAAUUUGUGUGAAGUACAUGCCAGGCAGGAGGAUAGUAGAUUAAAAGAUACCAGCAAUAUUCAUACAACAAAUUGAAUGGAUUGAAAUAAUAGCAAACAUUAAGAUAUAUCUUGGUUUGUGGUAUUACACGAUCUUUAAGGAACUACUUUGACACUUUUGUGAUGCGCUAAACAUACCCUUCUGUUAAAUUAUUUCUUUAUAAUUUGUUUAGUGUUCGUAUAUAUGUAUUAUGCACAAUAUGUUUACUUGUUUAAUUAGGUUUGUGUAGGAAUAAAAAAUGAAAAAAGUAUUUAUCUACCAAUAAUAAACAAACCCCAAGGUAAAUUUAAAAAGGAAGGCUGACUGAGUUCAUAUCACUGAAAAAUGAACGGAGGACUUUUCAAUCAACUGUCAUGUCCCUGCUAGCGUAAUCUCCCACUUGUAUCCCAAUAGGUUAAAAACAUGCGCGGUCCGUUUUAUACAAAUAACGCAGAAAAUCAGCAUUAAGCAGCACUAUUUUAGUCUAUUAUUUUUACUA